UCUAUCCACAUACCAACUUUCACUUUCGCAAAGCAUCGUGCUCUCUCAAAGCGAUUAUUCCUGUUAUGUAAAGCUACAACAUAAUGGCACUCAUGUAGGAGUAGGUAUGCCAAGACUUAAGUAAAAAGAGAGAGAGACUCUUAAAAAGGAAGCCAUAUUGAUAAACGGCUUACAGUGUAGACAGACUGUUGAAUACUCAGAAUAGGUUGCUCAUGCAUGGAAGAUCCUCAUAAGAUUAUAUAAUCAUACAGAUUAUAUUAUAGGAAUUCUGUGCUGUAGACAACUAAAGAAGAUUGAGCCCAUAAAACAGUGACUUUCUGAAACAUAGGAUACUGAAUCAUCUUUAGAACAAAAAUGUCAGACCCAGAAGUUGACAACUGUAAGGAUAUUCCAAAGAUGAGUAAAGGAGAAACAGAUUUUACUGGUCUCACCACAAACAAUUUUACUGGGGAUGAUGCCCAAACAUUCGAAAAACAAAUCCAAAAGAAUAUUGCUAAUUUGGAAGAAGAAGAAAUAAAAAAUGAUAAUGAAUUAUUUUAUGAUACUAAGAGUAAUUUAGACUUAACUACUAAGAGUAAUUUAGACUUAACUAGUAAUGCCAAGGAGGACAUAGGUGAUGAAACGUAUUCAAAAUUUCAACUGAUUCAUGAGAUCAAAGAACCAAAUGAUGAUAUGAUUAACGAAAGUUUAGUGUGUGGACUUUGUCAACAAUAUCUACAGGAUCCAAAAUUACUACCAUGUUUGCACACCUUUUGCUUGAACUGCUUAGAGAAACUGUGUUUUCCAGAAGAAAAAAAUGAAACUCUUAAAGAUGCAGACUUUGAAGUGUCUGCUGCAGAUGGGAUAAAUGGGAAUAAAAAUGAUAUUACAGAGGUCUUGUCAUGUGAUCAUACCAUGACUGACAAGGUAGAUAACUCUAAAUACAAGAAAUUGUUGGAUAUGAAAAACAAUAAAGAAGAAAAAGUCAAAACUACUUCAGUUUUAGCCAAAAUAGGUUUAAGUCCAAAAACAACCCAUUGUCCAACAUGCAUGGAAAUCUUUGAAAUGCCUGUAAAGGGCUUAGAGGAAUUACAUUCCAAUACAGUCUUUUCAAACAUGAUUAAGAUCAGGGAGAAGUUAAAUCAGACAAAACAGUGUGAAAUUUGUAAACUUAGAGAUAUCGUAGAAGAAGCCACUGCCUUCUGUAAAGAUUGCAGCGACAUGCUGUGCAAAAGCUGUUGGCAAAGUCAUUCUUUUACUCGCUUUACUUUAAACCACAAGGUAGUUCCAUUAGAAGAAAUGAAAGACAAGGCCUUGGACGAUGCCAUAAGAAACAAGUCAAAACCAAUGUGUUCUUUACAUGAAGAUGAACUGCUGAAAUACUUUUGUUCAGAUUGCAAAUUUCUUGUAUGCCGUGAAUGUAUUUUGCUGCAUCAUCAGGGGCAUUCAUGUAUUUUGCCAUCAGUUGCAGUAGAUCCGAAGAAGAAAGAAAUUGAAAGCUUAAUUUAUGGGUUUCACGGACGACUUGAAAAUUUGAGGAAAGAUGAACAUGAGGAAUACGAAAGUCAGAAUGAUCGAGUAGCAGUUGCUGAGAAUACUGAAAUUGAAAAGAUCAAUUCAUUUUUUCAGAAAUUAGUGGAAGCUGUUGAGAAAGAGAGACAAUCCAUCAUUUCAAACACUAAGGCUGAAUUUACUAGGCUUAAAACACAAAGUAAAAACAGAUUUUCAUGCAGUGAAAAUAUAGAAAAAAACAUGACAAGUAUACAUCCUGCAUUACAUAUACUAACAAGUCAAGCCAGUGAUGAAGAUUUUUUGCAGAUGGAACCAAUUUUACACAAACGACUGGUACAGAUGAUUAACAAAGAUAUCAAACCAUAUCCGGUUAGUUGGUAUUCUCUGCCAGUGGUUGAUGUAGUCAGUUCUUUGAAAAUUUCAUGUCGACAGGACAAAAACAUAGACCUGUCAUUGUUCAAAGUUACUGGACCAAAGCAAAAAUUUGAACCUGCAGAAUCUAUACCAAUUCAAAGUUCCUAUGAUGAGUUAGUUGAAAUGGGAAAGUUUAGAAGAAUAUCUCCUCAGCCUUUGAAUGUUGAAGAAAUUACAGGUCAAGCUUCAUCCAAAAUUAAACCUGAAGAUAGUAGUUUGAGAAAGAAGAAUUUUGUGGAUGCUACAGUAUGGUCGCAACCCCAUUCAGGAAAUGUUGGAAAAGAAGAUCAUGAUUUAGAAAGUGACAGUGAAUCCUCAGACUCUUCAUGGGUUGAUGCAUCAUCAGAUAAUCAAAAUCCAUCAGUGGGUAAGAAAAAGAGGAGCAGAGGCAAAAGAGGAGGCAAGAAACAAAAAGGAGAACGACAGAAAGUGGAUGUAUUACAGAAUAUGGCUCAAUCUACUUUCCCAAAAGAUAAAGGAAUUGUCAAUGAACCCUUAAAGGGACUCAAAAGGAGUCCUCAAACAUCUAUAGUUUUUGGCAACCCUACAAAUAUGUAUGGGCUUAUGAAUAAUCCUGCUCAAAACAUGCAAAGCUGCCAGCCUUCCUAUAGGUAUCCUACCACAGUUCCAGUUCCAGGGAAUGUGCUACAAAUGUAUGGUUCUGUACCUAAUUUGUACACUAUGCCACAACAAGAUGGUUUCCAGUCACAGAGGCCUUCUUUAAUGAUGGACUUAGCAUGGCAACAAAGGAAGGAUAGUCAUAAACAGCAGAAAGAAAGCAGAAGCAGAUCUGUCUCAUCUGAAGAUAAAUCAGUGUCUUCAACCAGUGCUGCUGCAGCUGCCAUUGCAAAACCAAGUAAAGUUAUUUCUUUGCAGCCGAAAUGGCGACUGGAUACAAAGCUUAGUAUUGAUAUCCAUGAACCAAAUCUUAGAAGUGUUUAUUGUCUCCAAGUUACCAGUAUUAUUGUUUCUGAUGUCAAAAAUUCCAAGGUCAAAAUAUUUACAACAAAGGGAGAAUUUAUCAAAUGCUUUGAUCUGAAAAGUGUCAACCAAGCAAUUUUUACUGCAAACUUAUUGAUUUAUAGUGUAAAAAAUCAAAUUUGUGCCAUAAAAGAGGAUGGAACAGAUAUGAAUCCACUAAUUUUCAACAACACUCCUUUUAAUUGUUUGGUAACUUGGUCUCCAAAAAAUACCAUUGUUGUAUCAACCGGAGUAAAAAUACGCCAGUAUAGAGUAGAUGAAAACAAGGGAAAUUUUAUUAAGAAUUUAGAUAUUGGAAUAGGCAGCAGUCAGAUUCAACAGAUAGUUGAUUUGAGAUGUGAUCAUCAAGGCAAGAAGCUGGUGGUAAUUGAUGGAAUCUCAAAGUCUGUCAGUGUUUUGGAUUUUGAAGGAAACCUGUUGGGGACUUACAAGGAAGACAGUCCUGGUUGGAAUCCAACUUCUGCCUGUUUUGACAAGAAGGGUUUGGUCUUUGUCACAGAUGGUGGUGGAAAUCGUCUUGUGUAUCUUUCAGUCACUGCACAGUUUAUCCAGCAAUGGGAUACAUGUCCUACAAUCAACAAGCCAUCAUAUGUUGCUACACAUAUUUCUCAACCAUUAUAUCUUAUAGGCCAUGACAGAUAUGUCCAUGUCUAUGAUUAUUUAUAUCUUUAGAUUUUCCAACUAAAUGUAUCACCAAGGGGGGCAGGGUAAAGAAGUAGACUUUUGUCAUUAGAAAGUCUUCUGGUUUCCUGUUUGGAUUUCAGUUGAUUAUAGAUCCAAAAGUAUACAGUUUUGUGAAGUUAAAUGAAAAAUCACUUUAUGCUACCAACUGGCAAUAUUUGGAAUGCCUGAAAUUGAUAUGAUGCAUAAGGAUUUUGUAUCACAGACUUUAUUUUAUUCAUUGUAGCUUGUGGUUAAAUGCUAAGAAAAAAAAAGAAUCACAUGUAUCAAUUACUUUAACAUGUUUAAUAUUAUAAAUAGAAAUGAAAAUGUACAAACUUAUUUCUUUUUUAGUUGAGUAAUAAAAAGAGGUAAAAUUUGACAAAAUUUCAAUUUUAUUUCUUCUGAUGACAAUUUAUGUUUUAAAAAAAAAAUUUCUUUAAUUCAAAAGUACAAAAAUAUAAUUUCAACUGAAAAACUUGUAAAAAAUGAUGACCUAUAUUAUACAAUGUCUUAUGUUUACACUUGUAUCAUUCUGAUGGAAUUUUUUAGAUCUUCCCUAAUUUACAAAUUUCAACCAUUCUAGCUUUUUUUAAAUGUCAUGUAAUUGCUAUAAAUUCAUCCCCUUCUUUUGGCGUUGAUCCCUGAAAAGAAUUAUACCAAGUUUUCCUUAAGAGUAAAAAUCAUGAAUUUAAAAGUUGAAUGAGGAUAUUUUCAUCAAUUUUCCAAAUGAAGGAUCAUAAGAUUAUUCAUUUGUAAUUGUCAGAUCUUGAUGAGAUAGAACUUUUAUGUAUAUCUAUCAUGACAGGGUAACGCUUUUGUAUUUCAUUAACCAAAAAUCUUUCUCUUUUUGCUUCAAAUUUUUACCCUUUUUUAAGACUGUUCCAUUAAAACUUUCAAAAUACUCCCACGGGAUGUUUUUUUUGCCACAUUUGCAAAGUAAUGCAUAGGAUAUGAAAAAGCUAUUGUCCUCUGUCCAGUUAACAUUGUAAGAGCUCUCAUACCUACAGUUCCCAUUAGAUCUAUGGUUAUCACGAAAAAAGUGAAAAAAAUUCAAGAAAACAUCGCAUUCUUAACUUUCUUUUCAGAAAUUUAAUUUAUAAUGGUCCAACAAAAACUCCUUUUAAAACUCCAAUAUUCAUAUAACCUAAUAAAUGCACAAAAACAACAUGGAAUUGUGAGAGACUGACAACUUUCACGAAUCUGGCUAAAAUAAAAUAAAUCCUUUAGAAGUUUUAGCGAGAUAUGCAAGGACCAAGAUAAAUAUAUAAAUAGGAAUUGAAACAGUGUUACCAGUAAAUGAGUUAUAAGGCCUCAAUGAAUUUGCGAAAGCCUAACUAGCACAUGGAAAAUUAGAUUUUACAUAUAAACAAAUGUGGUCUGUCAAGAGACCCAAUAAAGGGUAUACAACAGAAUAAAACGAGGAAAUGACGAAGCAAAAUAACAUAACAAAUAUAAUAAUAUAAUAAACUGCCACAACAGGCUGAAAAAUGUAUUGCAUACAUUAACAGCUAUUUUUAAAUUUAUUGAUAUGAAUGAGUUUCAAUCGAUAAUUUUAGAAAUUAACAAGAAAUUUCAAACAGUUACCCGUUAUGUGCCUCAUCAAGUCUAAAUAGAAAUCCUUACUGAUUUACAUAAGAUAUUUUUAAAGUUUAAUAAUUAUUUUGGAUGAGAUUUGAAAUCUUAUUUUUGGAGUAAUACCCAUAGGUAAUGUAAAUUAUAUUGAAAUUAAUGGUCUAGAUUUCUUCUUGGGAAGCUUAAUGAAUUUUAUGAAAAAAGUUUAUGUUAGCAAUCUCUUGGAUGAGUUUGAAAAAUCAGGGCUGAUCCAAUAUAUUGGUGGACUUUAUAUGCACCAUAAAAUUGAAAAUUAUACAGAAAAUCUGCAUUGUAGCUGAUCUACAUUCAGAUCCCUUUAGACUUUCAUUGAAAUUUAUUUAAAAGAUUUACAUCAGCAAAAUCAAGACGCAUAAAUAAUCAUUUUGGAGUUAUGUCCCUUAGAAAUGUAAAUAAUAUUAGAAAUCAAAAUUAACUAUAGUCCAGCUAACGUUGAUUUGAGCCAAAAAUACCAUAAAUAUAUAAAUCUCAAUUCCACCCUUUAGCUUUAUUUGUUUUUCUGUUAUUGUUAUUUUUAUUCAAUCAAAUAUAGAAAUGAAAGGAUAUGGAGUAAGAGUACAUGGGACAAAAUCGCACACAAUACAUAGUAAAAAUAAAUAAAUUAUCAAUGAACAGGGCUUUUAUUCCUGUUCUUCAUCUUGACAGUUGAUGUAGGGUCUUAUAUAUAUAUAUAUAUAUAUAUAUUGAUUUAUUAUUAUGAUUUAAUGAUUGUUUAGCCAAACAUUACCAUGAAUAUAUAUGGAUCCCUAUUCCACCCUGUUUAUUGAUUAUUUUUUGUUAUUUUCUUUAAACAUAAUAUAUAUAUAUUGAUCAAUUUCUAGAAUUUAAUGUAUAUUUACAGCUGUCUUAAUUAUCAAGAACAAGGAAUUAAAACAUACAAUCCAUUUUACAUGCAAGAUGGUUUAAGUAUUUUAUAUUAACAUUGAUUGUUCAUUAAAAAAAAAGGAAAUGAAUCAGCAAAAUUAGAUAAGUCUGAAAGAAACUUAUGGUAGCGAAAUGAAUUUGACAUGAUCACUCAAAGGUUAUUAAGAAAUGUAAAUAACUUCACAUCAUGAAAUAAGUCACUUAAACCAUUACUUUCUAGACUUCAGUUUUUCCAUUUCGGCUUCCAGCAUAGAAAUGAGAUAACUUAAUCAACUAUAAGCUUAAAAGGCAAUAUUUUUUCAAAUUUGCCAAAUUUAUAAAAAAAAAUACAUUAAACAUAUUGUGUAUAAUGCAAGGUUAUUUUAUUUUUAUCUAUGCAGAUAUUUGUGAAGGAAUUUUGAAACAUUUAGAUUAUAUAUAAUUAUACCCCACACAACGAGUUGCGGAGGGUUUAAUGUUUUUGACCCGUCCAUCCGUCUGUCCGGCCGUCAGUCCUGUUUCUUGUCAUCGCAACUCCUCUCAAACCACACAACAGAACUUCACGAAACCUUUUUAGAUAAUAAGGACAUACUAUGUAGUUGUGCAUAUCGACAGGAAAUUACGAUUCAAUUUUUUUUCUAGGAGUUACGCCUCUUUGAACUUAUUUGCCCAAUAUACUACUGCAACCUUUUGUCAUCGCAACUCCUCUCAAACCACACCACAGAAUUUCAUGAAACCUUUUAAGAUAAUAAGGACAUACUACGUAGAUGUGCAUAUCGACAGGAAAUUACGAUUCAAUUUUUUUUCUAGGAGUUACGCCUCUUUGAACUUAUUUGCUUCAAUAUACCUCUGCAACAGUUUGUCAUCGCAACUCCUCUGAAACCACACAACAGAAUUUCAUGAAACUUUGUAGAUAAUAAGGACAUACUACGUAGAUGUGCAUAUCGACAGGAAAUUAUGAUUCAAUUUUUUUUCUAGGAGUUACGCCCCUUUGAACUUAUUAACUUUAAUGUACUAUUGCAACAGUUUGUCAUCUCAACUCCUCUGAAACCACACAACAAAAUUUCAUGAAACUUUGUAGAUAAUAAGGACAUACUACGUAGAUGUGCAUGUCGGCAGGAAAUUACGAUUCAAUUUUUUUCCAGGAGUUACGCCCCUUUGAACUUAUUUGCUUCAAUAUACCUCUGCAACAGUUUGUCAUCGCAACUCCUCUGAAACCACACAACAGAAUUUCAUGAAACUUUGUAGAUAAUAAGGACAUACUACGUAGAUGUGCAUAUCGACAGGAAAUUAUGAUUCAAUUUUUUUUCUAGGAGUUACUUCCCUUUGAACUUAUUAACUUUAAUGUACUACUGCAACAGUUUGUCAUCUCAACUCCUCUGAAACCACACAACAAAAUUUCAUGAAACUUUGUAGAUAAUAAGGACAUACUACGUAGAUGUGCAUAUCGGCAGGAAAUUACGAUUCAACUUUUUUCCAGGAGUUACGCCCCUUUGAACUUAUUUGCUUCAAUAUACCUCUGCAACAGUUUGUCAUCGCAACUCCUCUGAAACCACACAACAGAAUUUCAUGAAACUUUGUAGAUAAUAAGGACAUACUACGUAGAUGUGCAUAUCGACAGGAAAUUACGAUUCAAUUUUUUUUCUAGGAGUUACGCCCCUUUGAACUUAUUUGCUUCAAUAUACCUCUGCAACAGUUUGUCAUUGCAACUUCUCUGAAACCACACAACAGAAUUUCAUGAAACUUAGUAGAUAAUAAGGACAUACUAUGUAGAUGUGCAUAUUGACAGGAAAUUAUUAUUCAAUUUUUUUUUCUUAUACAAUUUUUGUUUUUCUUACAGUUAUUUUAUUUCUCCAGUGACAAUGUGGGGACGUGGAUCGUGGGGUAUGUGAGCGCGCUCACUAAGGUUCUUUAAUUUCAUCUGCCAUUAUUAUUUAAAAUCUUAAUUUUUGUCUUGAAAACAAUCCUGAGUUUAUAAGUAUCAUUCCUGUACAAUUGUGGCAACUUCCAAUAGUCUUGCUUAAUUCAUCAUUAUGAUCACCAUUUGCUAUUUCAUUCAUACUUGAUGUUUAAGAGACACUUGCAAUACAAAUGUAUUACAUGUAUAUAUAAUGUAAUAACUAACUAUAUUUCCUAAAUGUACGUUUAUGUUUGUCAUUGUGUAUGUAAAAUUAGAAAGUUGAAGUAAGAAUCUUUUAAAACUUUGUUGCUUGUUCAUUGACGUUGUUUUUAUUGCAUUUUGAAUGGUUAUGUGUGGGCAGGAAGGAAAAUACAUGUAUAUAGUUUUGGAUUUUUUAAUACAGACAUGUAUUGAUGAUUGGGAGGUACAUAAUUUUAUAAUUUCACAACCUUUGUGCUUAAGGGAAAAAAUUUGGUUAGGGUUUUGUAAGUUUUUAAUGGAAGGUAGGGAUUAUGGCAUUUCUAGCAAAGGGUUUGUUUAGUUUUUAUACGCCUGUUUACGGGACGUAUUAUGGUAUACUGUUGUUCUGUCUGUCUGUCCAUCCAUCCAUCGUCAACAUGUCGGACAAUAACUCAAAAACAUUUUAACCAAUUUGCAUGAAACUUUGGUGAAUUAUUUAUAUCUAUUGACAUGAGCUCCAUUUCGAUAUUUUAUAAAUUUUCGAUUUUAUGUUUCCAAGUUAUGGGAUUUUAUUCAUUAAAAAAGGGGGAUUUUCCAGUUUUCGAACAAUAACUCAAAAAUGCUUUGAGCAGUUUUCGUGAAACUUUGGUGAAUUGUUUAUAUCUAUUGACGUAAGCUCCCUUUCGAUUUUUAUAAAUUUUGGAUUUUACGUUUCCAAGUUAUGGGAUUUUAUUCAUAAAAAAGGGGGGAUUUUUCAGUUUUUCGCACAAUAACUCAAAAGUGCUUUGAGCAGUUUUCAUGAAACUUUGGUGACUGUUUUAUAUCUAUUAAAAUAACCUCCCUUUAGUUUUUUUAUAAAUUGAGGAGUUGUUGAACUUUAUUCUUUGAAAAAGCGACUGGCGUAUCAUGCGAACAUGGCGCAGCUCUUUAUUAAUUGAAGGUAUGGGCUAGUACAUGUAUAUUGUAAAUGCUAGGAUAAUUGUAAAGGUUCUAUUGUAAAGGCUAGGAUUAUGGAAAAAGGUAUGGUUAGACUUGGGUUAAUUUUUGUAAUUGAGGGUAGAGUUAUCAUAAUGGCAAUGCCCAAAAUGGCAGAAUGGUCUAGGUUAUUAAAGUAAGAUCAAAUUUAUUAUGGCUAUUGAAUGUUGAUACGAAUUAAUGGUGAAAUAAAUAUUAAAUGAUUGUUCCGAGGUCAGGAACUUAGUGUUUAUAAUUAUUGCCUUUUGUUUAUAAAUAUCUAUUUGAACUUAUUUUUGUUGUUGAUUUAAAAUAAUUUCUGUUAAAAUAAAUUGUUUAUUAUGUUUUUUUGCAAAGUACCUAUCUGCCUGUCUUAAUUUGCAAAAAUUUGCUCAUGUAUAAUAGUGUGGUGAUGUCGUCGUCAGAAGACAUUUGAUUUCCAGACAAUAACUUGCGUAUAAGUUAAUGGAUCGCUAUGAAAUUGUAACACAAGGUUCCAUACCACAAAAGAAAAGUUGGGAUGAUUUUGGGGGUUAUUGUCCCAAUUGUUUUGGAAUAAGGGGCCAAAAACAAGCAUUUUUCUUGGGAUUGAUUUUAAGGGUUAUGGCCCUAACUGUUUAGGAAUAAGAAGCCAACAAGUGGCAAAAAACAAUACUGUAAGGUACUGGGGAAUGUUAUACUGAAACAAAUAGGUAUUAAAUUGUGCGGUGUAAUUUAUAAGUAAAUACUUAAUUUGUGGCAAGACUGACACAUAUUUUAUAAUGAUUUUUUACAAUUGUGGCAGUAAUCCACUAUACUUAUUACUAUGAUCACAAGUCAAAAUUCAAGUUUUUACCAAAUAUUAUCUUUUAAACUUAACGGUUGUGUUCUUACGCAUAGUAACUUGGCUUGCAGCGAGCUAGAGAAACAUUUUACAUUUGAAAUCAAAGAUAUGGCAUUAAUUUACUAUUUUUUUAUGGAUUUCACAGGCCAAAGUUUCACUUUUUGCCAAUAAAUUACAGGGGGAGGCAUUUCAUUAGCUAAAACAUAGUUUUACAAGUAAGGUGUGUACAUAUGUUGGUACAAAGGUGAUAUAUAUCCAGUAAAGCAACUGAUUUUAUGUGAAAGCUCUGGAAUUUGAAAUGAUUUUAUCAUUGUUUACAUUUUUUGUGUACAAGUGUUACGGCAGGGAAUGUAUGUAAUUACUCAUGGAUUACCUUCUUCAUGCUAUAUAUCAUGUAAUUCCCGUAUUAAGGAUCAUUUCUGGUAACCAAAUAUUCAUAUUUAAACGUCUGAUAUGCCUGGUAUACAUAGGGAAAUACUUUAACUGCAAUUGUUUACUGACCGGCGAUUUUGCCGUCUGCCAUUUUGUGGGGAAUGAAACGUUGAUUUUAUCUCUUUUGAUACAAAUUCGUCCCCUGGACAAUUGAUCUAAUAUUGCAUUUUUAAUACCACACAUUUAAUAUUUUAUAAGUAUACCCUGCCGGACACAAAUAUAUUGUAAAUAUUUAGAUGGUUGUAAUGAACUAUGUUAUAUGUUAUUUACUUUGUAUGUUCUUACGCAGAUCGUCUGCUAAAUCAAUGCGCGCGCAGUGGUGUCCGAUUGUUUAUUUCAAGCUUCUUUAUCGAUAUUUUAGAUGCUAUAGCUUUGUUUUAAUAUUUUAUGUAUAAGGACAAUCAUAGGACAACUCAAGAUGAUUUCAAUUCUAUGUUUUUCAAUAUCGUAAUUUUGUAUAGUUCCGGCUACCCGGAAAGGACAAGUAACCAUUGGAUUAGUAUGUCACGUGACACUUACAAUUUAGUAUAUAAACGCGUGAGCAUUCAGUAAUGGCAGAUAGCCCAAAGUUUUGCUGGCGGCAAGUUUGAACCUAGAAAACAAUAAAUUUCCAAAUAAAGCAGUAAUAACCUUUAGGUGAGAAUUAGGAUAACAUAAUGAAGUUUAAAUAGCCGUCUUUUGUACAGUAAGCUAUCUCCCACCACGUCGGACACCACAAAUAUGUAUUUUAGGAUUUAUUAUUCAGUACACUUGAACGCUAUUGUUUAUUUAUAUAAAAUCAUAUAAUGUUAUAUGAUUUUUUUAACAGUUCAGCAAAUAAAACUGUUAGCAUUGAAAA
Molecule: messenger RNA, 11130 nt
Organism: Mytilus californianus (California mussel)
Lineage: Eukaryota; Metazoa; Mollusca; Bivalvia; Mytilida; Mytilidae
Exons: 3
Coding region: 355-3558 (1067 amino acids)
Biological process (GO): positive regulation of DNA-templated transcription
Cellular component (GO): chromatin; nucleoplasm
Molecular function (GO): zinc ion binding; ubiquitin-protein transferase activity
Source: RefSeq, a predicted model, not a curated record